AUGGCAGUUUUCAGUCAAAUUAAAAAUUUCAUCAAAAGUGGAAAGAGUUACACUUCUUCUAGUCACUCUUCUUCUUCCCAGCAACAUAAAUACGAAACAGCACAACGCUUAGUAGAAGAGGAAAAAAGAGCCAGAUCUACGAUGCCAGCGUACGAAGGACUGGAGAACUAUCAACUAAAGAGGAAACUGGGAGAUGGAGCCUUUUCAAAGGUCUAUGAAGCUGUCGAUUUGACUUCUAACGAAAAAGUAGCCAUUAAAAUAGUUCGUAAAUUAGAACUUAAUAAUCAACAAGUAAGUGACACAUGCCUUAAAGCAAGUGUUUUGAAAGAAGUACAAAUUAUGAAAACGCUGAAUCACCCUUCCAUCAUCAAAUUAUACGAGUUUAUUGAAACAAAUGAGCAUUAUUGCUUAGUGUUGGAGCUAUGCGAAGGUGGUGAAAUAUUUCAUCAGAUUGUGCGCUUGACUUAUUUUAGUGAGGAUCUUUCACGUCAUUGCAUACGGCAAGUAGCUGAGGGCAUCAAAUAUUUACAUGAAGAAAGGGGCGUAGUUCACAGAGACAUCAAGCCUGAAAAUCUUUUGUUUGUGCCCAUCGAGUUUAUGGAAAGAGAUACACCUUUACCUCCUAUGAAUGAAUUUGAUGAACCCAAAGAAGAUGAAGGUAAAUUUGUCCCUGGUAUCGGCGGUGGAGGCAUAGGAGCCGUAAAAAUUGCAGAUUUUGGUUUGUCCAAGGUGGUGUGGGAUCAACAAACCAUGACACCUUGUGGUACGGUGGGCUACACUGCACCUGAAAUCGUGAAAGAUCAACGCUAUUCAAAGUCAGUCGAUAUGUGGGCGUUGGGCUGUGUCUUGUAUACCUUAUUAUGUGGCUUCCCUCCCUUCUACGAUGAGUCAAUCAAGGUGUUGACUGAGAAAGUCGCCAAGGGACAAUAUACCUUUUUAAGCCCCUGGUGGGAUAAUAUCUCGGACGAAGCCAAGGAUUUGAUAGAACAUCUGUUGGAUGUAGAUGCAGAUAAACGAUAUACUAUUUUAGAAUUCCUUGAUCAUCCAUGGAUGCAAAAUAAGGUAAUACCCUUCAUCUGAUUGGUUUAAAAAUAACAUAAGCGUCGAUGACUGAUAGAGAGAGAGGGGGGGAUUCCCUUUUUGCCCUUUUUCUUUACCGUUUGGGCUGGCUUUUUUUUUUAGAAAAUGGAUCACAUUGAUAAAGAGGGCAUCCGUUCAAAAACUU
Molecule: messenger RNA, 1225 nt
Organism: Mycotypha africana
Lineage: Eukaryota; Fungi; Mucoromycota; Mucoromycetes; Mucorales; Mycotyphaceae
Product: kinase-like domain-containing protein
Exons: 5
Coding region: 1-1080 (359 amino acids)
Biological process (GO): protein phosphorylation
Molecular function (GO): ATP binding; protein kinase activity
Source: RefSeq, a predicted model, not a curated record